This is a messenger RNA of Aphanomyces astaci, 1842 nucleotides long. RefSeq lists its product as hypothetical. The transcript has 4 exons. Gene Ontology annotation, molecular function: metal ion binding. The record is from RefSeq and is a predicted model, not a curated record. Lineage: Eukaryota; Oomycota; Saprolegniomycetes; Saprolegniales; Verrucalvaceae. Bases 93 to 1649 code for a protein of 518 amino acids.
CCAGGCGCGGUUGUUUCUUGUGCUGGACAAGACUUACUCUGCGACUACUGUUUGUCGGCGAGUCUCGCAGUGCAAGGUUGGCUCUCGUUCGAAUGACGCUACAGGUGCCAAUCUCGCCGGACUUCUUCCACUGCCCGCAGCUGCCGCCCGCAGACCUCGACCACUUGACCGCUUUGGGCGAGCAGGCCGCCCUCGACUUGAUCGAGUACACACGGCUCGUCGGUGGGCCAAUUGACUGGAGCUUUCAUGCCCAAGACGAUAACGUCAAGCUGUUUCGAGGUCGCCAGGACAACGUCCCGCUCUUCUGCGCGCACAUUGAAAUCGACGCGACCAUCGACGACAUCAUCCCCAACUUCCUCACCACCGACACGGUCGGAGUGCGUGCGUCGGCGUUCGCGUUCUUUCCCGACAUCAUGGACAUCGUUCGGCUGUACAACAUCGCCCUCCCAUCGACCAAUCGACCGAACCACUUUCUUGGCAUCAACUGGUGUCUUCUAGACACGCCAUUCGGCGGGCAUGUGGUCAAGCGUCGCGAUCUUUGCUACCUAGAGUUCCAAGACGAUGUCGUCAUCGACGGACGACGCGCGUGGAUUCGAGCGCUCGUGCACGUGGAAGUCGCGGCGUGCCCAGAUUUACAAGCCAAGUACGGCGUUGUCCGGGGCAAGAUGCUGCACUCGGGGUUCAUCUACAUGGAGUGCGACCGCCCUGGGGUGCUGCAGGUGUUUGAGCUCCAGCACGUGCAGCCGAACGGGGCAAUCCGUGGCGCCGUCGGCGACUACUUGGUGACCAUGUCCGCCGUGAGUCAAUGCAACAACCUCAAUCUCCUCGGCCACAAACUCCGCGCCGCGCGCCUGAGUCGGCUGCAGUUUCUGCCCGACCACGCCGUCGUACCCCCCGCCUCGCGACCCACAUGCAACGUCUGCCACAACAAGUUUGGACAUCUGCGGCGCCGGCGCCACAACUGCCGCCGAUGUGGCGAGGUGGUGUGCGGCCGGCCGUGCAGCUCCGUGUGGAAGCUCAUGGCGUCGGGGCUUCGGGUCCGCGUCCGGCUCUGCUACCCGUGCGCGUCGGUCAACUUGCCCGAGAACGACGACAGGAUCGAAACGUCGCAGUCCAUGGGGGCACCGGACUUUCAAGCGUACUUCAACCCGCCGAGCUCAAACAGCAGCGAUCACCUGCCGCCGCGGCGACGUCCCCCAUCGCAGCAUCAUCACCACCGCCACCAUCCAGCGUCGAACGCGUCGCCCAACGUCGUGGAAGGGUCCACUUAUAUGUUGGGCACACCAGUGGACGAAUUCCUGUCGUACUGUUCGUCCCAACUGCAGCAGCAGCAUCCUACUCCUCCUUUUCGGUCAGAGCCGAAUGAUGAAUGGGGUGGAAGCGUUGACGAAAAUCAACCUGUGGAUGUCCAGAGCACCAUGCGCACCGCAUGGGUGACGCAGGACGAGAUGGGGUGGGCUAAGUACCCGACUGCCCCCUCGGACGCGACGUCGUUGAUGUCCACGCCCAUCCACGUGUCGGCCCCGACUGCUGCCGCCGCUGUGUCUUCGUCAUCGUCGUCGGCAGCAAACAACAACGGCCGGCCCAAGAAGGACAUGCCGUUUGGCAGCUUUGCCAUGUCAAGUCAAAUGGGGUUGUCGAGUCAAUAAUAUGUUAGCGUGUUGAAAAGCUAGGUGUAUCGAUUGUACUGAAGUCCAGUAUUAAGAGCAAGAAGACCCCUGAGGAAUUGUCCCCGUUCCCCUGAGGAAUUGUCCCCGUUCCAGUAAAGGUCAUGGGAUGCAAUUGCUCGAAAUGGCUGGGGGGGGGUUCGUUCGAAGUUUCCUGAUAAUGUACUUACUCUGG